This is a messenger RNA of Pipra filicauda (Wire-tailed manakin), 1267 nucleotides long. Its product is annotated as class II histocompatibility antigen, B-L beta chain-like. Gene Ontology annotation, cellular component: MHC class II protein complex; membrane. Lineage: Eukaryota; Metazoa; Chordata; Aves; Passeriformes; Pipridae. Gene Ontology annotation, biological process: immunoglobulin production involved in immunoglobulin-mediated immune response; antigen processing and presentation of exogenous peptide antigen via MHC class II; peptide antigen assembly with MHC class II protein complex. Bases 1 to 753 code for a protein of 250 amino acids. The transcript has 5 exons. The record is from RefSeq and is a predicted model, not a curated record. Gene Ontology annotation, molecular function: MHC class II protein complex binding.
AUGGAGCGUGUGCGGGGAGCUGGGGCCGUGCUGGCGGUGCUGGUGGUGCUGGGAGCCCCCCCGGCUGCGGGCGAGGAGCUGUCGGGGGUGUUUGUGUUAUCGUCUCCGGGUGAGUGUCACUUCAUCAACAGCACCGAGCGGGUGAGGUACGUGGAGAGGUACAUCUACAACCGGGAGCAGUUCAUGCACUUUGACAGCGAUGUGGGGGCGUUUGUGGGGGACACCCUGUUUGGGGAGAUCAAUGCCAGGCGCUUGAACAGCGACCCGGAAUUGCUGGACCUCAGACGGUCUGCAGUGGACACACACUGCCGCCACAACUACGAGGUGUUCAUCCCGUUAACUGUGAACCGCAGAGUGCCCCCCAGCGUGUCCAUCUCGCUGGUACCGUCGAGCUCCCAGCCCGGCCCCGGCCGCCUGCUCUGCUCUGUGAUGGAUUUCUACCCUGCGCCGGUGCAGGUGAGGUGGUUCCAGGAUGGGCAGGAGCUGCCGGAGCACGUGGUGGCCACCGACGUGAUCCCCAACGGGGACUGGAGCUGCCAGGUGCUGGUGCUGCUGGAAAUCCCCCCCCGGCGCGGGGUCACCUACAGCUGCCAGGUGGAGCACGUCAGCCUGGAGCACCCCCUCAGCCGGCACUGGGAGAUGCCACCGGACACCGUCCGCAGCAAGAUCCUGGUGGGGGUCGGGGGCUUCGUCUUGGGCUUGGUCUUCCUGGUGCUGGGGCUCGGCUUCUACCUGCGGGAGAAGAGCUCCUGAGCUGCCGGCGGCCGCAGCCCCUCCCCGUGGCCUCGGGCCCAGCCGGGACCCCCCAAACCCUGCACUCAUUUGGGGGGAUCGCCUGUCCCCCCCUUCCCUGCAUUUAUUCCCAUUCCAGCCAGCUGUUCCCAGUGUUCCCAGUAAAGCUCCUUAGUGCUCUACAGUCCUGGUUGUUGGAUGCAGUGAUGGGGGCGCUCCAAAAAUCCUGCUAACAGGGGGGUUUUGGUACUCUCAGACCCUCAAAUUCCUCCCAAAGCUCGGGGCCGACCAAAAAUGCCCAGCCAGGACUCCCAAAGCUCAGGGCAACCCAAAACCAGCCACCCAGGGCUCCCACAGAUCAGGGGAACCUCAAACAGAGGAUAAAGUUGUCCCAGAGCUCAGAGUUGCCUCAAACAAGAGGGAGAUGGGGGGCUGAGGAUGCCCAAUCCCCCUUUUCCCGGCAUUUUUGGUUGUACUGGGUCUUAGUUCAACAAGAUUACAACUUAGAAAUUAAGAGACUUCAGGUGGAAGUGUG